Messenger RNA from Kogia breviceps (pygmy sperm whale), 912 nucleotides. RefSeq names its product olfactory receptor 13H1-like. Gene Ontology annotation, cellular component: plasma membrane. Gene Ontology annotation, molecular function: olfactory receptor activity; G protein-coupled receptor activity. NCBI's taxonomy places the organism in Eukaryota, Metazoa, Chordata, Mammalia, Artiodactyla, Physeteridae. Gene Ontology annotation, biological process: G protein-coupled receptor signaling pathway; detection of chemical stimulus involved in sensory perception of smell. The record is from RefSeq and is a predicted model, not a curated record.
AUGGCCAUGGACAAUGCUACAGCAGUGUUUGAGUUUCUUCUUAUUGGAAUCUCGAGAGUCACAUUUUUCACAUUGGUGCUGAUAACUUACCUCAGAACAUUAUUGGAGAAUGGACUUCCCAUUUUUCUUAUCCACAUUGACCCCCACCUCCACACCCCAAUGUACUUCUUCCUUAGUAAUCUGUCUUUCUUAGACGUUUGCAAUGGAACAGUCUCCAUGCCCCAGGCCUUGGUGCAUUGUUUCUCUACCCAUCCCUACCUCUCUUACCCACAUUGUUUGACCCAAAUAAGUGUCUCGUUGGUCUUGGCCACAGCGGAGUGCCUCCUGCUGGCUGUCGUGGCCUCUGAUCGUGUGGCUGCUAUCAGCAAUCCCCUGCACUAUUCUGUGGUCAUGAAUGGCUCAGUGUGUGUCUGGCUGGCUGCUACCUCAUGGGGGGGGGCAUCACUUGUGCUCACUGCCAUGCUUAUCUUAUCCCUGCAACUUCAUUUCUGUGGGGCUAAGGUCAUCGACCAUUUUGUCUGUGAAAUUCUCUCCCUUCUUAAGCUGGCUUGUUCUGAUACCAGCCUCAAUGAGCUUAUGAUCUUCAUCACAAGAUUUCCCCUGCUCCUACCCUUUGGGUUUGUUCUCCUCUCCUAUGUCCAAAUUGCCACUGCUGUUCUAAGGAUUCGCUCAGCCCAGGGUAGGCUCAAGGCCUUCUCUACCUGUGGUUCUCACUUGACUGUGGUGGCAAUCUUCUAUGGGGCAGCCAUUUCCAUGUAUAUGAAACCACAGUCCAAGUCAUCCCCUGACAAGGACGAGUUUAUCUCAGUGUUUUAUGGGGCGUUGACACCCAUGCUGAACCCCCUAAUAUAUAGCCUGAGGAGUAAGGAUGUUAAAGGGGCAAUGAGGAAAGUUAUGGCAAAAAGGGCAUAA